AUGGAGGGUCUCGAAAGAACUUGCCUUGUGAGUGAUAGAGACACCAAGAAGUACUCCUUAGCGAUGAGCAGUGAGGGAAACAAUGGAAACAAAGAAAACCACAACAAGGAACUGGUGGAUUCUGGGUCUGGUUCAUGGCAUCACUGUCAUGACCACGUGAUGGCCUAUGAGAGCAGGAAGAAGGAGCAACAGCAGGCCAGGCACAAGCUCUACAUGGCAUCCGUGAUGUGCCUCAUAUUCAUGAUUUCAGAAGUCAUAGGUGGCCGAAUUGCAGGAAGCCUUGCUGUGAUGACGGAUGCAGCCCACAUGUUUGUUGACUUGAUGAGUUUCCUGAUCAGCCUCAUCUCUCUUUGGCUGUCAUCAAAACGACCCAGCAAGAGAUUAACGUAUGGAUGGCACAGAGCAGAACUUCUCGGCGCUUUGCUGUCCGUGGUUUUCAUUUGGGCAGUGACCGCUGUGUUGACGUACUUAGCCAUCAUGAGGCUGCUGCAUCCGCAUUACGAAAUUCAAGGGAUGGUGAUGCUCAUCACAUCUGGCUGUGCGGUAAUAGCCAAUAUGAUAUUAAGUCUGAUGUUGUACCAGACGGGACACAGACACGUUCGAGACGGCCAUCACACCACCUGUCAUCUAUCGCAACGCAAGCCAGCUUCGGCAAAUGCCAGUGUAAGGGCAGCUUUUGUCCACGCUGUGGGAGAUCUGCUUCAGAGCGUUAGUGUGCUAAUUAGUGCGCUCAUAAUAUUCAUUGAGCCAGCCUACAAGAUGGCUGACUCAAUCUGCACAUUUGUGUUCUCCGCAUUUGUUCUGGGAACCACCAUCACUGUUUUGUGGGACAUUUUGCUGGUGUUAAUGGAAGGAACACCAAAGGGAUUGAGCUAUGACGCAGUCAAAGAGAAGAUUCUAGCAAUGGACAAAGUGAAAUCCGUCCACAAUCUUCAUCUUUGGUCUCUAACAAUGAACCAGACCCUUUUAAUGGCUCACAUUGUCACAGUGGAUACUGCAGACGAGCAGCAGGUUUUGAAAGAAAUGACUGAAGCUCUGUUCGACGCUUAUAACUUCCACACAGUCACUCUUCAGAUUGAACCCGAAGGAGCCCAAAAACCAGAAUGCGUUUUUUGCCAAGAUCCAAGAGACUAA
Molecule: messenger RNA, 1134 nt
Organism: Gekko japonicus
Lineage: Eukaryota; Metazoa; Chordata; Lepidosauria; Squamata; Gekkonidae
Gene: SLC30A8
Product: solute carrier family 30 (zinc transporter), member 8
Exons: 9
Coding region: 1-1134 (377 amino acids)
Biological process (GO): response to zinc ion; response to glucose; insulin secretion
Cellular component (GO): plasma membrane
Molecular function (GO): zinc ion transmembrane transporter activity
Source: RefSeq, a predicted model, not a curated record